This is a messenger RNA of Pseudo-nitzschia multistriata, 1526 nucleotides long. The record is from the annotation of a GenBank genome assembly. NCBI's taxonomy places the organism in Eukaryota, Bacillariophyta, Bacillariophyceae, Bacillariales, Bacillariaceae.
GGUKUAUGAUUGUAUUGUACGAUAUAUACCGGUACGCUAAGAAAAUUUUGUUGAUUUUUAGCUUUUUUGGUCGCCAAAUUCGGUCGACAACACCAACAAACGGAAAAGGUUCAGCAACAAAGUGAACCUCUGGAUAUCCUUCGAAUGAAUUAGCCAUAGCAACGAAGUCAAUUUUGUAUUGCUAAUGCAUAAUGUGUUGUAGACCAUAACACAAAGAGGUUCACGGUACAGUACAUCAACGACAACUGAUUAUCCUUCGAGGUAUAAAUCGCAUUCCAUAGGAAUCGUUAGCUCCAGGAACCACAGUCUCCUCCGAGUUUACUUCAUGGAAAAAGGCAUCACUGGAGAUAUGAUUUAYCUAGAAUAUGACAAGAAAGUAGAGAACACGACGGUUGGAAUGCCCGAGUUGAAAUAUACGGAUGAUGACUCAAACUCCGAUGAGUCUUCUGAAGAUGAAAGGGAACCACUAAGCGACGACGUCUAUGCAUUCUUGUUCGUCGCCCCGGUAUUUAGCAAGCCUUUUGUUUUUGCUGCUUACACCAUCAUGGUUAAGUACGUYGUUUUCGGAAUUUUGGCCUCUGGGAUCCGGCUCUCUGAUGCGGGAAAUAUUGAUGUCGAUAACGUCAUGCUGCAGGCUGUCAAGUUCUUUUUGAUUCCGGUUGCUAUUGCAAUGCAAGAAGAUCUCAUCAAUGUUUACGCAGGCGUAGCGAAUUUGAUGUAUGAUGAAGAAGUAUUGAAUGUCAGCGAAAAUGCCACGGAAAAGAAACUCAUUUUUAGCUACGUYGCGCGUUUCUUCGAUGGCAUCCUUUCACUUGGAGUAAACUUCGCUGUUAUGCUUGUUACCAACGAAAUUCUGGGGGUUUUCCUUAACUUCGCAGCGUUGCAUUUUUUGCAAAGCAUUGAUGAUGUGUUCUUUGCUCUUGUUGUAAAGGGUUUCUUUGGCGACGAGAUGGAACACAUGAGCCACAUUUGUGAAAGUAUUUCAUUCCCGCUACGAAAGUCAGAUUCAGGAUGCGUGAAAGUGUUGGAUUCCCUCCUAUUCUUUGUUACACUUUCAGUUUGUGUUGCUGUUUACGCUGCCGUUUUCGUUUACUUGAAUUCAUUUGAUYAAUGAAGAUAUAUGUGAUGGACAUUAUACAAAAAGCASGUGCAUGUUGCACAGAUUUUCAUCUCUGAUGAUUGCCGACUGGUUUGGGCAAGGCAGGUUCAAUCAAAACGUGACCAGAAGUGUUAUUUUAGUUCAAAAUUUCUGUUAAAGGUACAACAAGAAGUACCUGUGAUCCUUUWAWUAAUGAUUUUUUAUAUCCUCYRAAAUGCUCUGUGGUAAACAUGUAACGUUGAGGCAGCCGAAGAGCAGCAAUCUGUAUUCCAAACCUCUGGCCGGUCACGUGUCCACCACGUCUCCGUCCCAGAGGGAGGUACCGCCCCUUGCAGUAACUAGGAGCAUUCUUCUCCUUGGAGGUAGCAGUUCUGGCCCACACAGUUCCUCUUCUAGUUWAUGAGGUAAAUAUAAUUUUAAGACAUAA